Molecule: messenger RNA, 2169 nt
Organism: Exaiptasia diaphana
Lineage: Eukaryota; Metazoa; Cnidaria; Anthozoa; Actiniaria; Aiptasiidae
Product: mitochondrial intermediate peptidase
Exons: 3
Coding region: 46-2136 (696 amino acids)
Biological process (GO): peptide metabolic process
Cellular component (GO): mitochondrion
Molecular function (GO): metalloendopeptidase activity
Source: RefSeq, a predicted model, not a curated record
GGCCUGGUUUGCAAGGAAGGCUUUUGAAGAGUUAGUUUCGUUAAAAUGAUGAACUUUUUACAGGCUUGUAGAGGUCUCAGGUCUCGUUUUAACACCGUUUCACCGCUAUUUCUUCUGCGGCUUAAGGCAGUUCAUAACUGGGGCCCACUAACGACAGCUUUUAAUUUUCCCAACACAGCUAUUAAUUGUGCUCCAUCAACAGGACUCUUCAAACUCCAACAGCUACAAGAUUGCUUUGGCUUUGAUUCUCUGAAGAAAGAAGCAUUGAAAGAAGGUGAAGAGCUCGUAAAAAAAGCUCUAAAAAACGCUUCAAGGCCAGAGCUUGUGGAUAUUUUUGACGAGUUGUCCGAUGUUCUAUGUCGUGCUGCCGAUUUAUCAGAGUUUGUCAGGAUGUCGCAUCCCGAUAAGCGGUUUGCUAAGGCAGCAGAAGAAACCUCUUUGGGGAUAAGUGCUUUUGUAGAAGUUUUAAACACAGAUCGUUCGYUAUACGAUGCCAUGAAAUCCCUGCUCAAUGAGCAUGGCGAGAAACUAGAUGACGCCGCAAAACAAGUAGCAGAACUAUUCCUUUUUGAUUUUGAACUCAGUGGAAUUCAUUUGAAUGAAAAGAAGAGGAAACAGUUUGUAGCCCUUCAAGAAAAGGCACUUAUUCUUGGUGCUUACUUUACGUGUGGAGCCAAUGCUCCAGCAUUGAUACCAAAGACAGAAUGUCCUCAGUCUAUUGCCAGUUCUUUUCCAGGAAGUGAUGGUAAUGUUGCCAUAGAUACCAUGUAUUUAGAGUCACCCAAUGAAGAUCUUCGUUCUAUGGCUUUCAAAGCCAAUCUAUAUCCUGUUGAAUCACAAAUCAAACAUCUUGAUGAGUUGCUUUCAGUAAGAGAUGAACUUGCAAAUUUGGUGGAUUUCCCCACCUUUUCUCACAGGGCUUUGAAAGGGACUAUGGCCAAGACCCCUGAAAAUGUACUUACUUUUCUCAAAAUGUCAUCAGAGAUGCUGGAAAAACCUGCAAAAAGGGAACUUGCUUUACUUACCAACAUGAAACAAAUUGCAACAGGCGAUAAAAGUAGUGAAAUAAUGCCUUGGGACUUACAAUAUUACAUCAGCACUACUAAAUCUCAAAGCUUAAAACUGAAUAGUUCUUCAUUAUCCCCAUACUUUCCACUUGGGGCAUGUAUGGAAGGACUAAAUUAUUUAUUUCAAUGUCUUUAUGGAAUAAGCCUUGAACCAGAAAAUGCUGCACCGGGUGAGUUAUGGUCCCCUGAAGUGCAGAAACUUAGUGUUGUACAUGAGAAAGAGGGAUUGCUUGGCUAUAUAUACUGUGAUUUCCUAGUAAGAGAAAACAAGAUCCAUCAGGAUUCUCACUUUACAAUUAGAGGUGGUCGUACACUUUCUGAUGGCUCCUACCAGCUGCCCAUUGUUGCUGUGAUUUGUAACUUCCCAACACCAACCCCAUCAGCGCCAUCUUUGUUAACACACCCAAUGGUUGAAAAUCUCUUUCAUGAGAUGGGCCAUGCAAUGCACUCAAUGUUGGCAAGGACAAAGUACCAACAUGUCACUGGGACUAGAUGUGCUACAGAUUUUGCAGAGGUCCCUUCUGUUUUGAUGGAAUCUUUUGUGUGGAAUCCUAGAGUGAUCUCCAAGUUUGCUAAGCAUCACAGAACUGGGCAGUCACUUCCUGAACAGAUGAUUAGUAAACUUUGUCAAUCAAAGAACAUGUUUGGUGCUAUUGAAAUGCAGCGACAGGUUCUGUAUUCUCUGGUUGACCAGGUAUACCAUGGACAGCAUCCUUUGGACAAGACAACCACUGAAAUCAUGGCCGAUCUUCAAAGAGAGUACACAGUCAUUCCUCACAUUGAUGGUACAGCUUGGCAGCAGAGAUUCAGCCAUCUAAACAGUUAUGGUGCACGCUAUUACUCUUAUCUCUGGUCCCGUGCUGUUGCAUCCAGGAUUUGGCAUCAAUGCUUUGCUGCAGACCCAUUCAAUAGGGAAGUGGGAGAAAGAUAUCGUCAUACAAUGUUAGCUCAUGGAGGUAGUAAAGAUCCAAAUAGAUUAGUUGCAGAUAUGUUAGGCAGAGAGUUGACUCUUAAAGAUAUGGUACAGUCACUUUUAGAAGAUAUACAGACUAAUAGUAUUUUUUAUUGAUCAAAAAUUCAAUAAAUUUAUUGUUUAUUUCUA